Molecule: messenger RNA, 1974 nt
Organism: Naegleria fowleri
Lineage: Eukaryota; Heterolobosea; Eutetramitea; Acrasida; Naegleriidae
Exons: 2
Coding region: 1-1974 (657 amino acids)
Molecular function (GO): protein binding
Source: RefSeq, a predicted model, not a curated record
AUGAGAAUUUUCAUCAGACUACUCGGUGCAAACAUUGUCGAUUCUCUCAAAUUCGACGAUGUUGAAAACUCUACCACCAUUGCUGACAUUAAAAAACUUGUCCAUCAAGAAACCAAUUUAACACCAACCGAUAAAGUCAUUUGUUAUUUCAACAAUGUCGAAUUAACAUCCAAUGAUAUCACUUUGUGGGAUUUGUCGGUGAGAAAUAAUCAAACCAUAACGAUGGUGAUUGAACGUGAUACACAUGCAGAAAAGUUUAAAGUGUUGAAACCAAAAGAAUUGGGUGUGUUCAAACACUUUGUGAAUGAAAAAGGAGAACAUCAAAACAUUCUCCUCGCAAACAUCUUCUCCUUCCUCACUGCCAAAGACAUUGCUCUCUCCGUUGAACUUGUUUGUCGUCGUUUCCGUAUUGCCACCAUUGCUCAUCACGACAUUGCUUGGGAACCUUCUGUGAGACAACUCUAUGGACGACACGAUGCUGCUUCCUCUCCAGCCACUCUUGCCUUAUUGAGUAAAGCCACAAGUGUGAGUGGUAGUUCAUCCUCUGCAUCCUCUGAAGAUACCAUGGACAUUUCCGAUGAAAAGGAAUCCAAAGUGGUUCUCCAUUUUAAGGGAAUGGGAAUUGAUUGUAGAAAACUCUACAAACAAACCAUUGUGAUUGAAAAAGUUUGGGAACAUAUCAAAAUGUUAACUCCCAAUCAACAAGAACAACUUUCUGUCUUUUCCAUUGAGAAACAAAAAGAUUUAUUGAAUACUCAAAUUGCUCCAAAUGUGAGACAAGUGAAAAUUAAGAGAAAACCAAAAGAGUUGACUGCUGAAGAUGAAGAAUUCCUCAAACAACACGAUUUGAAAAAACUCAAACUCGAUGUACGUUCUCGAGCUAAAAAGAGUAAAGAAGAAAGAGAGGCUGAUUUGGAGAGAUACUCUCGAUUCAAACGAUUAUCCAAGAGGAAAGAAGAAAUGGAACAUGGAACUUGGCAAGUCGUUCCAGAACAUUUACUCACAUUGAGUUAUGAAGAAUUGAUGAAACACAGUUUUUCAUUCCAUGACUCGUCUCGAAAUGUAUUUGGUUUCUACAAUGACAGAGGUCAAUAUUUCAUUAUGAAAAAUCAAGAAGAAUUGCUCUAUGUUGGAGAAUUGGAAGUGGUUGGAGACAAGUUUAAAAUUGCACACAUUCUUUGUAAUGCUUCAAAUCAUUCUCAGCAACAGAUGAGUGACAAACAAAUUGCUCAAGAAUUCUUCCAUUACAUGUCCCAAUGCACGACCAGUCACAUUGAAGAAAAGAAACUCAUUCAUUUGGCAGUGAAUCCAAAAGGUGUUCAAGGUCUCUUUGCAGAUGCCAUUCUUGACGUUUUGAUUACUUUACGUAAAUUUGAACAAGGUCAAACAGCUGCUUGUGAACGACCACGUAUUGAAGUCAAAGAACCUGAGAAAUCAUUGGAAAAGAAAUCACAACAAAUGGGUCAUCAGAAAGGUCCUCUCCAACACUCAGUUUCAACCAUUGAAUUGACCGAUGAAGAGAAGAAUGAUCCAGAAUUUGAUCGUUUCACAUUUAAUGCCACAGUGAUGGCCUUUAAGGAAGAUGAAGGCAUUGAUGCCUCUAUGGAAGGUCUCGUUGAGACCUAUGUUGCUGCUUUCAUUCAAGCUUUGAAACACGACAGUGUAGGAACUCUAGGUCUUCCUUUGUGUGAACAAUUAUUCUUUAGAAAAUUGAAGAAGGAAGAAGAAUUUAAAAACAAGUAUGGACUUGCAUUGGCUCGAGCUGUCACCAAGUAUUUACAAGAGACUGAAAAGACUCGUGCUGGUUCUUCAGCAGCAGCAGCAGAAGAGGAAGAACUUUCUGUGGAGGAAUCAUUGAGAGCUUCAUCCAAGAAGAAGAAGAAGGUCUUUAGAAAGAUGGUGUUGGUUGUUGAGAAUGAAGAGGAUCGACAAUGUGUAAUUUCUAAUAUUGCUUCCUUUUAUGAAUCUCAUUAA